UUCCUGGCCCAGUGGAAGUUCGAGUGCCGCUUCUCCAACGCGACGGGGCGGGCGCAGGUGCGCUUCCUGCAGAGGGACUUCUAUGGCGGGCAGGAGAUCGACCACUUCGACAGCGACGUGGGCCGGUUCGUGGCCGUGACGCCGCUGGGGGAGCCCGACGUCCAGUCCUGGAACAGCCGCAAGGAGGUGCUCGACUACUACCGGGCCUCCGUGCAGCGCUUCUGCCGGCACAACUACGAGAUCUACGGUCCCUUCGCGCACGGGCGGCGCGUCCAGCCCGCGGUCACCAUCUCCCCCACCAAGGACGACCCCCUCUCCCCCCGCACCCUGCUGCUCUGCACCGCGGCCAGCUUCUACCCCCGGGAGAUCGAGGUCCGCUGGCUGAAGAACGGGCGACGGGCGACGGAGGGGGUCUUCUACGGGGAGCAGCUGCACAACGGGGACUGGACCUACCAGACCCAGGUGAUGCUGGAGGACACCCCCCAGCGCGGAGACGUCUACGCCUGCCAGGUGGAGCACGCCAGCCUGCAGACGCCCAUCACCGUGCAGUGGGAGCCACGGACGUCCGAGUCUGCCCGGAGCAAAGUGUGGACGGGGGUCGUGGGCGCCCUGCUGGGCGUGGUCUUUGUGGCCGUGGGGCUCUCCCGCUACCUGCGGAGUAAGCAAGCGUCUCCCGUCCAGUAAUCUGCAGGCAUGGCCUCUCCCUGUGUCCUCCCCAGUUGCUCCUCCCCAUUUCUUUCCUGCCUUUCCAAUGAUCCUUGUCCAGAGUGGGGGAACCGUGUCUGAAGGGAGGCCCCUGGUGUCUUGGGGCGCUUUCUGCACCUUGGCAGAGCACUCGUCGGCUAGUCCACCAGGGCACGGGGUAAAGGAAGAUACUUCCAUUCUUCCUGCUGGAACUCAGCUUGUCGAUUCUGUCCUUGGGAGAUGCGAAGGUGAAGGGGCUGGAAAGCUGCGGAUCGGCACGAGGAGGAGAACCGCAGCUGGAACCGCUCCCGCAAAGACCAGCUGGACAUUCCCUGAUUUUCUGCCUGCUCUUGCUUGGGUGGGAGGGGGGUGAUGGGGUGGACUGAUCCUGUCAGGCGCUCACAACACACCUGCCCAUUUUCAAUGGAUUUCGCCAAAGAGCCAGACUUUUUGGCUUGGUUGGGAUUCAUGCUGCGGAGUCCCAGGUUCCUGAUUAAGUGUAAGAGAGGCCACAUUCCCUUCCUCACCCACUGGACCCAACAGUUGUCCCCUGAAUGAACGGCGCUGUGAGUCGCUCCAGGCCAGCUUCUGCUUCUCCCAGAGCUGGUGCAAUUUUGGGGCUU
Messenger RNA from Varanus komodoensis (Komodo dragon), 1307 nucleotides. Its product is annotated as H-2 class II histocompatibility antigen, I-A beta chain-like. Gene Ontology annotation, cellular component: membrane; MHC class II protein complex. The record is from RefSeq and is a predicted model, not a curated record. Gene Ontology annotation, biological process: immunoglobulin production involved in immunoglobulin-mediated immune response; immune response; peptide antigen assembly with MHC class II protein complex. Gene Ontology annotation, molecular function: MHC class II protein complex binding. NCBI's taxonomy places the organism in Eukaryota, Metazoa, Chordata, Lepidosauria, Squamata, Varanidae.